Molecule: messenger RNA, 4341 nt
Organism: Cyprinodon variegatus (sheepshead minnow)
Lineage: Eukaryota; Metazoa; Chordata; Actinopteri; Cyprinodontiformes; Cyprinodontidae
Gene: dennd3a
Product: DENN domain-containing protein 3-like
Exons: 30
Coding region: 76-3906 (1276 amino acids)
Biological process (GO): regulation of Rab protein signal transduction
Cellular component (GO): cytoplasmic vesicle
Molecular function (GO): protein binding
Source: RefSeq, a predicted model, not a curated record
AACCGAGCGCACCGAGCGCUGGAACCGAACCCAUUGGAAAUGAUCGAGUAAUAUAAGUUUGUGAACUUUGAUGUGAUGGCGGAGCUGCCGUCUGGGCUCCUGGAGGCCUGCGUUGUGGUUGGAGCUCCCAGCGAUAAACUUCGAGAGAUACAGCAAGUGUGUCUACAGAGAGACAAACACACCAAGUUAGACGAGCUCCCCCUGUUGGAUCCUGAGGUACUGCAGGUCCACGCUCCGCCCUUCGUUUCCAAAGAGUCCAACUCGAACCAUGUGAUUGGUCCAGCUUUUAGCCGCGUGCAGAAAAGAAGAAGCUUCAUCAAAAAGAAGAGGCGAGAUCGUCCUGCAGAGGGAGUGUCUAAUGGAGAUUCACGCAGUCGUGCCGAAACCUCGUCGGCAACAGAGGACAUCAGUGUUCCAAAAGAUCUGGACCUCAUCGCUUUGCCUCAGCUCUGUUUUCCUGGCGGUCUUCAGCUAGCCAGUGAACAGAAAGACGACGCUUAUCACUUCCUGGUUUUUACCGACCUGUUUGGUAAUCGAACCCACGGGGUUGUCGUCCAGUACUACAGAGCUGUCCAGUCUGUUCAGGAAGGUUCUCUGCAGAAUGGCCACAGAUGGAAUGCAGCCAAGUCUCGUCUGUAUGCUCCCUUUGCUGUGUGCAUCAUCUCCAAGUUCCCCUACUACAACGCUCUAAAAGACUGCUUGUCAUGUCUGCUGGUACAGCUGCGGACAGCGAGGCAGGCUGAUGUUGAAGAAGCAAUCAAGGAGUUUUCAGCCAAGCUGUCCCUUGUUCCAUUGCCCCCACCUGGACAGCUGCAUGUGUCUUUCAGUCUUCGUCCUCUUCAAGUGGUUCUCCCGUCCAGAGACGAUGUGGACAGCCCAGUUAUCGACAUCGACCUCCACCUUCCGCUCCUCUGUUUCACUAAUGCAGCUCUGCUCCAGGUGCUCUCCUGCCUUCUCCAAGAGCAGAGGAUUGUUUUUUUCUCCUCUGACUGGGCCAGACUAACUUUGGUUGCAGAGAGUUUGCUGCUCUACCUGCAGCCGUUGUCCUGGCAGCAGCCUUACGUCCCAGUCUUGGCUCGAGGAAUGCUGGACUUCCUGAUGGCGCCGACCGCUUUCCUGAUGGGCUGUCAUGUUAAUCAUUUUGAAGAUAUCGCUGCAGAGACAGAGGACCUGAUCCUGGUGAAUGUGGAUGACGGCAUCAUUCAGACAUCAUGGUCUGAAACCGUGGACCUCCCCACCAUACCUCUGGCUGCAGCAGAGUGCUUCAUUUCAAGGGCAGAGUGCUUACAGCUGCAGUACGAUUUGGAGCUGUGCCACCUGGGAGCAGGAACAGAUGUAAACGGCCUUCGCUCCCAGCGCAGAAACUGGCAGAGAAAACUCAAUAUCCAGAUACAAAACAUCGCUAUGGAAUUGGUGGUCAAUAUUUUCAGAGGGGUCCAGGACUUUUUAAACCAUGAACAUCGAGUUUUUAACAGUGAGGAAUUUCUUAGAACAAGGGAGCCUGAAGACCAGCUGUUUUACAAGAAGGUAUUAGAAACUCAUAUCUUUCACUCGUUCCUGCGGGACAGGCUGAACAGGAAAAGGGACUCCUUCAGCUGCAUGGAGCAGAUGAUACGAAACCACGCACACAGGAAUCGUGCAAUGACUGAGUCUCCACGCCGUCCUCCUAUGUCUGAAAUGUCCAGGAGUGGCUACAGUCGGUACACUAGUCCUGACAGCAGACUGAGCAGGAGACUGGGGGCCAGUCUGCCGAAUCUGGACCAACCCAUGAAGGAAUCCACGGGGGUGAACGCAAAGAGACUACUCUCCGUCCGAAAGAUUAGUCCUGAUAGUGGGUUGAAGUUUCUUCAGAAACCUUUGAAGAUCUUCCGUCUCCCAGAAUUUCCACCUCCAUUGGCCUAUCAAUAUGUUCAGAACUAUUACUCUGACAUGGUUUCAUCAUUGGGGAAGGCUAUUAGUGCGACGCCACCUGAUGAAUCUGCUCUGUUGGCCAGAUACCACUACCUACGGGGCUUGGUGAACACCGUGUCCAACAGGCGCCUGGAUGCAUUGGAGGAUUUUCACAGUCUUUAUAAGACGGAUGCAGAAAUCUUUCCUUCUCAGAUGGUUAAGUCAUUGAUGGAGUCCCUGCCAGAUGUUGAACGGGUCCAGGCGGACAGAAGGCCAGAGAUCAAACGCCUCAUCAGCCGGGUGAAGAGGGAACAGGAGCGGGAGCGUGCGACCCAGGGCUCUGAGCAGGAGGAAGCAGCAGUAAAGCGUUUCCAGCUGCCGAAAAAAUACAUGCACUUAGAGGAGUUUGUGAAAUGUGUCCAGGAGUCUGGCAUCGUAAAAGACCAAGGAACCAUCCACAGACUGUUUGAUGCCCUAACUGUAGGUCACCAGAAGCAGGUUGGUCCGGACUUAUUCAGGGUGUUUUACACCAUCUGGAAGGAGACCGAGGCUGAGGCUCAGGAGGUGAGUCUGCCAGCAUCUGUGUUGGAGCACAUUGAUGCCACCGAGUGCGUCUUCAAGCUGUCGUCCUCUGUCAAGACGAGCCGCGGUGUGGGCAAGAUUGCCAUGACUCAACGGCGACUUUUCCUGCUGACCGACGGACGACCAGGAUACGUGGAGGUGGCGCAGUAUCGGGAUCUAGAGGAGGUGAAAGUGUCCUCGGCUCCCUUCCUGGUUCUACGCAUCCCCAGCCUGAAGAUUCGUGUUCAUGGAAGGAAGGAGGCGUUCGAGGCAAACCUGAAGACAGAAACUGAGCUUUGGAAUCUGAUGGUCAAGGAGAUGUGGGCGGGGCGAAUGAUAGCUGACCAGCACAAGGAUCCACAGUAUAUGCAGCAGGCUCUGACCAAUGCCUUGUUGAUGGACGCUGUAGUGGGCAGCCUUCAGAGCAGUAAGGCUAUCUAUGCUGCUUCUAAACUGGCUCGCUUUGACCGCAUGAAGCUGGAAGUUCAAAUGAUGGUUCCCACAACUACUGCAGAGACGCUGAAACAUAAAAUAAACCCUUCAGUGGAACUUGCUGCACCCCAGGCUGUAGAUGUGUUGUUGUACACCCCAGGUCAGUUAUGGGUGUCUGUGGGUGGAGGAAAAGUGAUGGUCUUUGAUGCAUCCAGCUGGUCUCUCAUCCAAACCUGUCAAGUUGGGAAUGCAAGACUGAACUGCAUGCUGGAAGUUGACAGAGACCAGGUCUGGAUGGGAUCUGAGGACUGUGUUAUCUACAUCAUCAGUAUGGUCUCCAUGGUCUGUAAUAGACAGCUGACUGAGCACAGGGCAGAGGUCACCGGACUUGCACUGGACACUGAAAAAUACAGCCAGAAGGUGGCGUACUCCUGCAGUGCAGAGGGAGCGGUCAUGGCGUGGGAUGUCUCAACUCUACAGGUGAAGAAACAAUUUCGUCUUUCCUGUGAUCGUCUGCAGUCUGUCAACAGCUGUGGUGGAGCUCUUUGGUGUUGCUCUAGAGACAGUAUAAUGGAGGUCUGGAGGAACGGUUCAAUAAAACAGCGUAUACAUCUGCCAGAGCAUCACAGAGUCACCUAUAGCUCCGCUCUGCUCCUACCUGAGAGUGAAGAGCUUUGGAGCGUGUGCUUCGACUCUGCAGAGGUGUAUAUUUGGCACAUUAAAAACGCCGUCAAACCUUUCCAGCGGGUGAUGCUGCAGGACUGUAGUGGAUGUUACUGCAUGAUUCAAGUCAAAAACCAGGUUUGGGUUGGAGGUAUAGGACGCAGUUCUACCAAAGGGAAAAUCUACAUCCUGGACACGGAGCGUUAUGAAGUCCUGAAGGAGCUCCAUGGCCACAUCGACAAGGUGACGGCGCUCUGCUCGGCUGAAGACCGGUACGUCCUCAGUGGAUCCGGUAAACAGGACGGCAAGAUCGCCAUCUGGAAGGUGGAGGAAAGGGUCCCGGAUUCAAGCAAUUGUUAGAGCGGCUCUAAAUUCUUUUAAAACUCAUCUUGAACUAUGAAGGAGGAAAACAAAUGAAGGAAAUUUCAAUAAAAGUUGAUAAACUGCCUGUAAAUGAAGGAAUCCUAUGUGAAGCAAUGAGGUUACAUGAAGUAUCAGCAUGUUUGAAGCUAUUCAAUUAAAAAAUACUUUAUUAAUCCCAAAGGGAAAUUAAAUGUUGCAGUGACCCAUAGGUUACUUUUUAUCCAGGUGUUGUAAACUGUUGGCAGGAAGGAUCUUAUAGAGGUCUGUCUGGCAGUGGAUCUGGAGAUGCCUCUGACCGAAGAAACUCGGUUGUUUAAAAAUCUUCUGAAGAGGAUGCUCUGUUUUCCAUAAUUUCCAGCACUUGAUGAAGAAUUCUUCUUUUAGAAAUCUCUAGAGGUUCUAGAGGAGUUCCUAGAACAGAGCUGGCCUUCU